AUGACAAAGGCAUACACCAAACCCAAGGAAAUGGCAGAGCUGGUGGGCACCCAGGGCUGGAUGGACGAUGCUCUGAGCUCCAAGGAUGAGCUGAAGGCAGAGAACGGCAGGCAAGGACCUUUCGGUUUGGCACCGGGCUUGAACGAAGAGCACGACAGCAUUGAGGAGGAAGAGGAGGAAGAGGAUGAUGGGGAGAAACCGAAGAGAAGAGGACCAAAGAAGAAGAAGAUGACCAAGGCCAGGUUGGAGAGGUUCAGGGCUCGGAGGGUGAAAGCCAACGCUCGGGAGCGCACACGGAUGCACGGACUGAACGAUGCCCUGGACAACCUGAGGAGGGUGAUGCCCUGUUACUCCAAAACCCAGAAGCUGUCCAAGAUCGAGACGUUGAGGUUGGCCAGGAAUUACAUCUGGGCUCUGUCCGAGGUGCUCGAAACGGGGCAGACUCCAGAAGGGAAGAGUUUCGUGGAAAUGCUUUGCAAAGGUUUAUCCCAGCCCACCAGCAACCUGGUGGCCGGCUGCCUGCAGCUGGGGCCGCAGACCUUAUUCCUGGAGAAGCACGAGGAGAAGACCCCCGGGUGCGAGUCGGCCAUUUCCAGCCACUCCUUCACCUACCAGUCCCCGGGGCUGCCCAGCCCGCCCUACGGCUCGAUGGAAACCCACCUGCUGCACCUAAAGCCCCCCGCCUUCAAGAGUUUGGUGGAUGCUUCUUUUGGCAACCCCCCCGACUGCACCACUCCCCCAUACGAGGGUCCCCUCACGCCGCCCCUGAGCAUCAGUGGGAACUUCUCCUUGAAGCAGGAUGGCUCUCCAGACCUGGAUAAGCCCUACGCCUUCAUGGCUCACUACCCUUCUGUCAGCCUGGCUGGGGCACAUGGACAUCCCACCCACUUCCAAAACGCAGUGCCCCGCUAUGAGAUCCCCAUAGACAUGAGCUAUGAGUCCUACCCUCACCACGUGGCCGGGCCUCAACUCAAUGCCAUCUUCAACGAGUAGUAAAGCAGGGUCAGAGCCAAACUUUUGGCACAGAGAUCGGCCACGUUGAGGAGCUCUUUUUUGAUGGGACGCAACUGGAGCGAGGAAAUCACUGCUCUGGGGCAGUGUGGUGGACUCCUGAGCAUCCCCAUGGGACGUCCCCAUGGCCCUCCUGUCCCCUCCCACUCGUGUCACCGUGCUGCUGUUCAGAGCCACCCCCAGGAGUCAUGCAAACCCUUCCUGAGAGCACUGCGGAGUCCCACACCUCCACUGAACAUCACAGCUUUCCGUGGGGGGAUGUGGGUUUAGAAGCAGAACCAGCUCUGAGGAGUGAUUGUAUCUGUGGGUCUGCUCCUUCAGAAGCUGAACCCAUUUGGGAUGGAGGAGCCUGGGGGUCGUAUCCCCACUCCCCAUCCCCCAGUGAUGCUCGUGGAGGAGCCUUUGCCCCACAGCGCUUCCCAACUUUGCUCCGUGGAAUCCUGCUCCACAUCUCUGGUUUACCACAUGGUCCCAACUUGGGGUGGUGGGGUGCUGUGUGUGAUGUGUCCUGCACCAGGUGGGCUCCAGCCCGUGUCCCUUCCCCACACCCCAUUGGUGCUGUGGUUCCCCAAUGGUCUCUCAAGACCACCUGCAGAAUCCAAUGGGAUUUUUCCUCCACGAUGCUCCCCACCCAACAGAGAACCCCACCAUCGUGAUCCAAGCCAGGCUCACACCAUCCUCAGCUCCAUCCCAACCUCAGGGAGCAACAGAGGUAGACGCAGACUCUUGGGGCAGAGAGAUCAGCCACAGUGUGGGGCUCUUUCUAUAAGAGAUGCAACCAGAGUGAUGGCACCACUUCUGUGGGACCGGGUGGGAAACUGCUGAGCAUCAUUUUAGGACUCCAUCCUCCCCUUGAGCAUCAUUUUAGGACUUCAUCCUCCUCCUGAGCCCCACUCCCCACUCGUGGUCCCUUGGUUGGGAUCGCGGGCGCACAGAUGUGAUGCCUUUAUGGGUGCCCAUACCUGGGCUGAGCCCCGACCCUGGCUGUACCUGAAGACAUCCAACCCAAAGAAGCGCAUCUUCU
Phasianus colchicus (ring-necked pheasant) is the source of this 2035-nucleotide messenger RNA. RefSeq names its product neuronal differentiation 4 (gene NEUROD4). Gene Ontology annotation, cellular component: nucleus. The record is from RefSeq and is a predicted model, not a curated record. Gene Ontology annotation, biological process: positive regulation of transcription by RNA polymerase II; nervous system development; camera-type eye development. Gene Ontology annotation, molecular function: E-box binding; DNA-binding transcription factor activity, RNA polymerase II-specific; protein dimerization activity. NCBI's taxonomy places the organism in Eukaryota, Metazoa, Chordata, Aves, Galliformes, Phasianidae.